Molecule: messenger RNA, 6478 nt
Organism: Mugil cephalus (flathead mullet)
Lineage: Eukaryota; Metazoa; Chordata; Actinopteri; Mugiliformes; Mugilidae
Gene: creb1b
Product: cAMP responsive element binding protein 1b
Exons: 7
Coding region: 151-1245 (364 amino acids)
Biological process (GO): regulation of transcription by RNA polymerase II
Cellular component (GO): ATF4-CREB1 transcription factor complex; nucleus
Molecular function (GO): protein binding; cAMP response element binding; DNA-binding transcription factor activity, RNA polymerase II-specific
Source: RefSeq, a predicted model, not a curated record
CUGCUUUCUCGUCCUUCUCCAAUCUCCGUGUUGUUGUUCCCGGUGACGCGGCGGAGGUGUAGCCUGACGCGGGCUCUUACGUGUCGGCCAGAAUAAAAGUGGAGCUCCGGAGGCCCGGGAGUGACGAGGGGAGUCUGUACCGCUCAACCAAUGAAGAUGGAGUCAGCAACCGAGGCUCAGCAGGGGGCGGAGACUGCUGUGACGGAGACAGAGAGUCAGCAGAUUACCCAGGCACAGAUCGCUACUUUGGCCCAGGUAUCCAUGACAACAGGGCACGCCUCAGCGACGGGUCCCACGGUAACGCUGGUACAGCUUCCCAACGGACAGACGGUUCAGGUGCACGGCGUCAUCCAGGCUGCUCAGCCGUCUGUCAUCCAGUCCCCACAGGUCCAGGCAGUGCAGGUGAAACACACACACUCGCAACACAUACACUCACUUCCAGCGUUUGGUGCGUCUAUUGUUCGGGCACAAAAUAAAGUCAAAUGUUUGAUUGUUCUGUUCCAGAUUUCCACCAUAGCAGAAAGCGAAGAUUCACAGGAGUCAGUAGACAGCGUGACCGACACUCAGAAGCGCAGGGAGAUACUUUCACGACGCCCCUCGUACAGGAAAAUCUUGAAUGACCUUUCGUCCGACGCACCGGCUGUUCCUCGUAUCGAGGAGGAAAAGGCUGAGGAGGACUCGUCUGCCGCCGCCGCCACGCCCGCCAUCACCACCGUUACCGUCCCGACACCCAUCUACCAGACCAGCAGUGGACAAUACAUUGCAAUCACACAAGGUGGGGCCAUCCAGCUGGCUAACAACGGUACAGAUGGAGUCCAGGGCCUUCAGACUCUGACCAUGACCAAUGCAGCUGCAGCCGCCCAGCCUGGAGCCACCAUCCUGCAGUACGCACAGACCAGCGACGGCCAGCAGAUACUGGUCCCCAGUAACCAGGUGGUGGUCCAAGCUACCUCUGGUGACGUCCAGGCCUAUCAGAUCCGAGCGGCCCCGGCCAGCACCAUCGCCCCUGGAGUAGUCAUGGCCUCUUCACCCGCCCUCCCGACCCAGGGGGCCACCGAGGAGGUCACCAGAAAACGUGAGGUUCGCCUCAUGAAGAACAGAGAGGCAGCCCGUGAAUGUCGCAGGAAGAAGAAGGAGUAUGUUAAGUGUCUGGAGAACCGAGUGGCCGUCCUGGAGAACCAAAACAAGACACUAAUUGAAGAACUUAAAGCCCUUAAAGACCUUUACUGCCAUAAAUCUGAGUAGUUCCUCUUCUGAACGUCAAACGGGGCCAAGUAGCAUUUCAGUUUCUUUCAAAUACUGCGACUGUUUUAUUCUGCCUUUAUUUUUUCUUCUUUUUGUUGUCACCCAAUCUAACUCUGCUUAGAUGACCUUAUUCAGUAGGCUGUCGGGAUGUUGAAUUUAAAAUGCACAAAGUUGUGUAAUCCCACCCAGGUUUGAUGAUAAACAUUGGGGAACUGAAACGUCAUGGUUUAAAACAAUCAUUACAAUGGUACAGUCAGCUGGUGACAGCACUUAAUGUGAUAAAUGCGUCACACGCCUUCAUCUGAAAGCCUGUGUCUUGUUGUUAUGGUUUUGGCAAACAUCCUUGUAAGUUAACUUCUCAUUGUGGUCAUGGUUGAGAUGCUUCAAAAAGCACCACAGCUGAGUAACUCAGAGGAGACACUUGCUGCAUUUCCAUUAACCCUAGAAAUGUGCAAAACCUAAAUGUUGCAAUAAAAAAACUGGUGAUGGAAACGCCAACAUUUCGAAAAAAACCUCUCAAAUAUCUCUAAAACAUUUUUGCACUCUCAUGAGGUGGUUUUUCAGAUGUAUCGAUAUAACAAUGCGUUGCAAAAGUGCGGUAGAAGCACUUUUUCUUUUGCAAUUCCCUGUCACCCCUGAGAUGAUGCAUGGGGUCAUGUGACCAGUUCAUUUGAAGGCCAUCCUCCCCAAAGUAAAGUCUCGCUCGAUGAGAAUUUAAGAGAAUUGCCAAGAGCUCAUUGGCAACCUUUUAAUGGAAACACGUACAAAGCGCAAUUGAGCUUUGUCGAAAUUUCUAAGCUAGCUAAAAUUACAUAACUGGUCCAAUAGAAGAAGACCAGUUUGGUGUCUGUCUUGCAGCCUUUUAUUUCACAACUUCUCUCCAACAACUAAUAACUACUCUGAGAUGUUUUAUUAUCUGUCCUUUUGGUCGGUCUUUUACUCUUGGCUUCCUCCAUUAACAUCCAGUUCAGUCUCUUUACACAGCUAUCACCUGUUUAUAUCUAACUGAAGACCUCCCAGUAUUAUAAAGCGUUACGCACUUCUUCUGGCAGAACAUACCCGAUUACCAACCAAUGUUCAGAGCACAGAAAAGAGACACUACUAUCCCUUCAACAAGCAUCGUUAAAAUAGUUUUGAAUCUUUUAUUGUAAAAGAUAUGGCGAACUUCCAGGCCAACUCGCAGAUUCCAAUGCCAAAGAAACAAUUUCUCAUUAUAAAAUAAGCAAAGCGUGAAGACUUUCAGCUCCUUUUGAAUCUGUCUUUGAAUGAGCACAAAGUCAAUCUUCACAAAUUCAUAAAACAACUUAAGUUAAGAAGUCAGCGAUUCUUUUUGUGAGCUAUAACUGUUUCAAACAGUCAUGAACAGUGUUGUCUGAGUCAGACUGUCAACAUUUAACUGAGGCAAAAUCAACAUUACGCAAACACAUGAACACCAUCCACUGGCAUCUGUGAAUUUUUUAUUAUCUGCCAAUAGACUGAAGGUGGUCGACCAGGGGAUUAUGAACCAACAUCGAUGUAAUACAGCAUUCACAUAGUUGAGAGUUCUUUAGUGAAGUGUUUUAGUUGUUCAGCUGUUGAAAAGGCGCUUAAAAAAAGAGUGUUUGUGUUUACUAUUACUGUAUAUGUAAGCAAUAAUGCCCCAUCAAGUUGGCCUUGGUAUCACUACACUAUAUCAUUAUUGUUGUCAUGGUUACCUGUGGUUUCAUUAACAUUGUGCUCUGGUUUACAACAGUUAAAGUUGUUCUAAUAUAAGGUGAGUGUAUGGAUGGCUGGUGAAUGGUGGUUACAUUUAACUGUUAAACAGUUUUCUUUGGCCAAAACUGUGACAACAAGAUGCAACUUAUAAAACUGUUAGUUUUCUUUAACAUAAAUGUGAUACAUUGAUUGUGAUGUUUUAGCCUGUUAAUUUGGUGCACUUUGCGGUACAUUUUACUAGUACAUAAGACAAGCUCAGUGGGUUGCAGUUAAAGGCUUGAUCCACAUCCCGACCCAACAAAUUAGGCACAAACAAGUUUUAUAUUUUUUUGUUGUUGUUGUUUAAAAAGAUGCUAUCGACUGCCGAUCAUGGAUUAAGUGGAGAAGUUGUAGUGGGUUGUCACACCUUUCCAUUGAAUCAUAUUGUUUUUUUACUUCUACAUGACUGAUGGUUAUCAGAGCUGCUAUUACACUGAUAUUGUUAGCAGGCUGAGACAUGACUUUAAACGUUUGUUUUUACAACCUGGACUCCUUUUUUUUAAUAUAUAUAUAUAUUUUAUCAUUUUAUGUCACUAUUUACUUACUUAUUUAAACAUUUUGCUCACCAGUUUUAUAUAAACCUAUUACAUUUAAUUGGAAAAGAAAGAAAAAAUAAUACUUUCACCUUUGACUGAUGACUUAUAACUGUUCUGUACACAAAUAGUAAUUCAAAGGGCAUUUAUUAUAUAUGGACUAAUUAUGUUUAUGCUUCUGCGUCAAUUUAACCAGACUUGGCUACGUUCAUAGAUCAUGGUGUCUAGUCCCGUUGGGAUUUAAACUGCACUUAAAGGCUCAAUUAAUGUACUGCAGGACAUCGACACUGUAACCUACGCACGUAGUCUAUGACGCUGUGAGAUGUUUAUAUUUUGCGCUCGUCAAUCUGUAACAACACCACCCAAACGCUAGUUGGCGCUAUGUCUAUUUUGGCAUUUGGGUUAAUAUUCUGUUUCCUGCUUCACAUUCAGUAAUGGAGACUGAACCUUUCACUGAAAUUUUGCCCAAGUGGAAUCAUACGAAUGCUUGUACCUUCGAACCUCCUCGGUCAGUCUUUUUUCAGUGAUUCAAAACAAUCAAUUUAAAAAUUGCUGAGAUGGAGAAGCAGCUGUAAAUAAUAAAGCGUAAACAUGCUACUACCGAGUGGCCCAAUCUUGCGGCAUUGCGGGAAUGCAGGCCCCGCCCAUUUCUGGGGAGGUGCACGCCAGGCUGUUGCAUUAGGGUCUGUGCAAGGUCUGGGUUGUCGCCAUAGCUACGCCAUCAAAUUGAGGCAGAAGCAUUUAAACCGUCUGGUAGUGAGUUAAAAUUAAGUAUGCAACAGAUUAGCAUCUGAGGGGAUAAAAAUAAGGUCCAGGUUGUACAGAAACUUAUGUCCAGCACCAGAGAUGCAGAUGUCACAUCAAACAUUUCUCAGUUGGUCAUUAAACACAGUUGUUUCAUGAUGUUAGAUUUUUCAGCGUUGUAAAAUGUUUUUUGUUUUUGCAAAAUGGCGGCAAAAUAUUGUUAACCUAAUAGCGUAAUUGCCUAAGUCAUAUUUGAAAACAAGAAAAACACAAUUUUUAGCAAGCACAUUGGUAUUUUUUAUUUUUAUUGUAACAGUAAGUCAGAAAAUGACUUGGGCAAUUAUGCUAUUAGGCUAACGACAUGGAUCGUGACAAAAUGUGAGAUUGUGGAGCCCUUUUGUAGCAGAUUCUUUGAAAAAAGAAAAAAAGACAAUAACUACUGCUACGAAAGUGUAAAACUAAUUAUCCACAAAAGUGAAAAGAGAAUACUGUUGUGGGACUGUGUGUGGUUUUUGAGGAGAUAUGUGUACGUACUCGUCAGUUUAUUUUUAUAUAUAUAUAUUACUGUAUAUAGACUCUACAGCAUGUGUAGACCUCAUGUAUUUCUGUUUGUUUGAUAUGAAAAAUGUUCCUAUGGCUUGUAUGAAACCAACUUUGCAUAUUUGUAACAUACGUCGGUGUAUAAUUGAAAGCAAUGUAUGUGUGUGUGUAUUCAUGUAAUCCGCCGGGCCUACCGUCGUCAUGGCAGCUAGUGUAAGAGGAAAAAAAGGCCUUUUUUGUGGGGGGGGGGUGCUAUAUUUUGGAGUGCUGUAAUCUGCUGAUGGAUCAGUGUUGGGGAGAGCGAGCCUUUUUGAGAGCAGUUGGGGUCCACAACAUGUAUCAUUUUUUAUCUUUCUUUUCUCAUAGUGUUUUAUCAUGAAAUGAUAAAAAAAAAGGCUCCACCAGUACCUGUUUUUUUUUUGUUUUUUUUUCCAAGUCAUACAAUGAAAGCACAACUUUCUUUCCACUGGAGCCAAUCUUAGUGUUUAUUUUAUUGUACUUUAUACAGCAUUUAUUUUAAAGUUUUCCCAUUUAUGUUGGAUCCAGUGGGAAGAUUCAUACCUGUAAAUCUGUCUUCAACUAGAAACCGGUGUGAACGGUUUCUGAACACUAAGUGCGUUAUUAUUUAGGGAGGUUAAAGAUGCAGUCUGUGGAUGCAUUUUAGUUUGACACAAUUAUGUCCUGUUAGCACAUAAGUAAUGAUGUUGACCUUUAAAAUGGAGGGUUUGUUUGUUUAUAGCUUCGUCUGGAGAUUAACCUUUCUCAGAAGCUAAUGAAUGGGCUUUCAGUUAACGUUCAUUUGACUUUAAGUCAUUACUGUGCUGAUUUAAAGUCAAUCAUUACUAAGUUUUAAAGCCUCUGGGAUUAGCUGAGAAAAAAAUUUACUGGAUGUACUUUAUCUGCCCCUGUCUUGCUGUUCUCUUGUGUCACAGUGUUGUUCAGAGGAAUUUGUGUAGAGAUAUGACAUUUCAGGAGAUAUGUGAAGUCUGAGUGCAAAGGGUCGUAGGAUGGAGGAUAAUUCAUUAGUACUAGCAGUUCUAAUGGUGUGUGUAGGGAUUGGUAGCACAAUGUCUUGAUGCUGCUGUCAUUAUGAUAUUUAAGAUGAAGAAGUGUGUUCUGAAAAAAGGAAUGAUUUCCACCCCUUGUAAUUCACACAUCCAGUGAUGGUGCUAAGAAAAAAAAAAGACUAGUAAUAAUAAUCUUUUUAUCAAUUGGAUAUAGUGAACUCGACUGUGUGAUGUGAUUACGCAAUAUCUUUCCAGCAACACCGACAGUGUUGUUUUAAUUUCUGUGCCGGAAGAGUUUCCUUUUUGUACCCACGGGCCUCAUUUUUUUUGCAUGUGUCAUGUUGAUAUCAAUGUGUGUAAAAGUAUAAAUAGAGAGAGAGUUUCUAGAACAGUAAUAAUGACAUUUUUCUAACUUUUAAUGUGAUCGGUUUGUAUAUUGCCACUUUUACAGAUUAUCAAUUUAAAAAUGCUAUUCAUUGUAUAGUAUCUUUGUCACAUUAUAAAACUACACCAGCCCAUUAUUUCAAAGUGCUGUUAACCUGACAUUACAUCGCUCUUUUGUAAACACUUGCUAUGUUACAAUAAAAUACUCUGGAUGAUUGUUAUGAAUUUUAUUGUUAAUCGCUUAUAUAUACAUAUAUCUAUAAACAUUCAAGUUAUGAUUUAUACAUUGAU